AAUUCAGCAAUUCGACAGAAAAUCGAGGUCGCUGUGGUUGUUACAAGUGGAGUACACAAUACAAUUAACAUUUCUUAGAUUGGCACAGAAACCCACAGAAAUAUGGCUGACAGUCAGGCGACGGCAGCGGCUUCCACUGUUCAGCCAUGGUCUAAUAACAAAGAUGAUUAUGAACUGCAUAAUGUGCUGGGAGCUGGGGCAACGGCUGUUGUCCAGGCUGCGACAUGCAAACCCAGAAACGAAAAGUGUGCUAUAAAACGGAUUAACCUUGAGAAAUGUAAUACCACAGUGGAAGAAUUGCUGAAAGAAAUACAAGCUAUGAGCCAGUGUAAACAUGAAAACGUUGUGGGCUAUCAUACAUCUUUUGUAGUGAAGGAGGAGUUAUGGGUGAUUAUGAAAUUAUGUAGCGGAGGGUCCAUGCUGGAUAUCAUCAAAAACCGCAUGAGAUCUGGCAACAAUAAAAAUGGUGUUCUCGAUGAAGUCAGUAUUGCCACAAUUUUAAAAGAAGUCCUCAAGGGAUUGGAGUAUUUUCAUAGCAAUGGUCAAAUUCACAGAGAUAUUAAAGCAGGAAAUAUUUUACUUGGAGAGGAGGGAUCUGUAUAUAUCGCUGAUUUUGGUGUCAGCGCAUGGUUGGCCACUGGUAAAGAUAUAACAAGGGAUUCCGUCCGCCAUACUUUUGUCGGAACACCAUGUUGGAUGGCACCGGAAGUUAUGGAACAAGUUUCUGGAUAUGACUUUAAAGCUGAUAUUUGGUCAUUAGGAAUAACGGCAAUAGAACUGGCGACAGGUACUGCUCCCUAUCAUAAGUAUCCACCUAUGAAGGUCCUUAUGCUGACCUUACAGAAUGAGCCCCCGACCCUAGAUUCCGGAGCAGACGAAAGGGAUCAGUACAAAUCAUACAGUAAAGUAUUUAGGAAAAUGUUAUCUGAAUGUUUGAGGAAAGAACCUGACAAGAGACCAACUGCCAAGCAACUUUUGAAAAAUGAAUUCUUCAAAAAGGCCAAAGAUAAAAACUAUAUCUACAAAACUCUUCUGUCAGACGGCAUGCCAUUAAAAUCACAGAAAGUGAAGAGAGUUCCCGGUUCAAGUGGACGUCUUCAUAAAACUAGAGAUGGUGGUUGGGAGUGGUCAGAUGACGAACUUGAUGAAAAUUCAGAAGAAGGAAAACUGGCAGUGACGUCGGAGCGGUCACCGAGACUCAAACCAACAGCUGAAGAAUUGUCAUUGCCUAGCUCAGAAAACAUCCCAAUAGAUGGUAAUCCACCAUCAUCAGAGCAACCGCCAGUGGCCAGUCCUGUUCCUGCAAAUGAUCAAGCACCAGCAAGCAGUGUGCCGGCAGAUGAUCCACCUGCAAAAGAAGAAGCGGAGAAAGCUGCUACAAGUCAGACUGGAUCUAUAAACCUUGUCUUGAGAUUACGGAAUGAGAAGAAGGAGUUGAAUGACAUCAAGUUUGAUUUUACUCAUGGCCAAGAUACGGCUGAUAGCGUGUCACGAGAAUUAGUGGAAGCUGGUUUAGUUAAUGGUAAAGAUUUGGUGGUGGUUGCUGCUAACUUACAGAAGAUUUUGGACGGCAAGGAGCGAACGAAAACUUUUGGUUUAAAUUCUGGUUGUGACGUGAACGAGGUACCAUGUGACAAGGCUCUAAUAGGUUUCGCCCAGCUUUCAUUUAAUGAUGAUAAAAUUUCACCCAGUUAGCUUCAAACAUCUUACAGUUGUAGCAGGCAGACUAAAGUAAUAUAAAAUUUAUUUCAAAAUAAGCAUAGUUUAUGUGGCAUAGAAACAUUGAUCCACAGAGAAAGAAUUACAUGUAUUUGUUAGAAUCACCGAGAAAGAAUUACAUGUACAUUUGUAUUUGUUAAAAUGACAGAGAAAGAAUUAGUUAUUACAUGUAUUUGUUAGAAAUAUUGUUUUUAAUUGCAGGAAUAUUUUGCUCGAUAUUAUAACAUUAUUAUAUUGUGUAUGGUAUAAAAGAUGUUGAAUGUAAUGAGCAUAUUUAGACUUGUAAUGUCACUACUUUCCUGAAAAAAAAUACUUACAAAAUAAUUUAUUGUAGGGUCUUGUGUACACAAAUUUUUAUCCAACUGCAAAUACAAACUUUGAAAAUAUUUGUAUGAUUUAUAUUUAUAUACACAAGGCCCUAAGGUAUAAAUUAUAUAUAGUAUAUGGUACAUGUAUAUAUAACUUAGUAAAAUUGCAAAUGACCUGACCUCUUUGAUUUGGGAACAGUAGGAUGUUAACCCCAUUUCUUUAAUUUGGGUAAAGAAAAAUAAAAGUGAUGGGUUUAAUUAAAUUUAAUAGUUUAAUGAAGUUGGUAGCUGUGUACAUUUUAGAAUUUUAGAUCCGCAGAUAGUCUUUCGAACAAAAAUUUAAUCAUUUAGAUUUUGUCACAUGAUUAAUUAGAAUUACACAUCAGAUCAACACAAUCCAUUACUGUUACUUUAUUUGGAACCAAAUCAAAGAGGUUUGACUCCUUCAAAGUAUUGUGAAUGCCAGGCUUAAUUGAUUUAUUAUAUUAAGUACCAAUAGGCUGUCUAUAUUAACAAAUGAUUCUAUUUUCUGGGGCUACUUCCAAUACUGUUACAGUUUAGAUGAUCCUAGAUGUAGAACAAAUUAAAUCAAAAAGGCCUAGUUAGACCCUUUAAAGUUCUCUUUCAAGUGACAAAAUCCUUACUACACGUCCAAAACAGCUAAUCAUAUCAUGUGCAUGAAUGGUUGCAUACGUGUCUUUGUACCAUAUGUUAGUCCUGAGUUGAACUUAAUCCUAUCAUGGGUAGUAAUAUGUUACGGACAAUGUUUCUACCAAAAGGCAGCAGUUGUGAUUUGGGUAAGUCUCUUUCACCUAUAGCACGCUACUUUAAUAGAAAGUAGGAGGCAUGGUAGCAGGGCAAUGGACUGCAUUGGACUCCCGACUAUAAUUUCCCUGGUUCAAAACCUGGCCUUCAGAUAGCAAGGUUGGUGACAGCAGGGUCUAGUGUGCCUGUUCGUUUACACACUGAUAUGUGUGUAAAAUAACCCAUGACAGUUAGAAAUCAACAAGGAGUAGGCGCAAACAUCGCAGUCAAGGGAAUGUAACCAUAGAAAUCAUGAUCACUAUAUUUUUGUCUCAUAAAGUAUUGAAUUGACAAGACAAUAAUCCCCAUUCCACUCCAUUGAAAGCAUGGCAUUUUCACUUUAAGUUCCAACAAUCAUACUACAAACCAUCCCUUUAAUUCAAACCAACCUAUUAUGGGUGCAUGCCAAGCCAUUAAAUCACAACCAUGAUACCAUCAACACAAGUGUCACCCUAGUAAUAAACUGGAUGUAUGUUAAUAAUUAGGUCGACCAACAAUAUAUUUAUAUACCAAACCAAUGGACAAUAGAACAUGAACUUUUUAUAUUAAAUAUACCAACAGUAAGCCUGAAGGUUACAUGAAUAUAGAAAAACUACCCAAAUGGAAUGUAAUAUUUUACUUGUGUAUACUUGACUGACUAAAAAAUAUAUUAUGGUUUCAUUGUUAUAAUAACUCUUUGAGCAAGUCAUCUGUCACUGUGCUGUAUAAAUUGUAUUUGUCAGUGGGUCUGUUUGGUUUAGAUUAACAUGUUCAGUUUAUUGCUUAGAUAAACUAAAAUGUGAGAUAUGGGAUUAAGGAAAUAAAAUUUGUUGAAUUUAGAUAUGAUGUGUUAAGUCUUAAAUAAAUCACACAUAGUCUUCAAUACUUUUGAGUCGAGGAAAAAUAUGUUUUAUUUUUAAAAUAAUUUUUUAAAAAAAAGAAUUCUUAAUUUCCUUGACACCAUGCAGUAUGUUCUUUCCUUUCAUGUUGCAUUUUAUUUGUUUAUAAUAAUUUCCUGGAUAUGUUAUGUAGGUUGACUGGUUGAAUCAUUCUCAAAAGAAGUUUUAAUUGUCAGAUGUGGUUUGUUGUAGAGGUAGACUGAUGUUUUAGCUACAGAGGUUAAAGGUGCUAAUACAUGUAUGAACUAACCAAUUGUUGUUAGGUUUAAAUACCUCUGUGGUGGAAACGUCGUAUAUAUUUCAAUAUUUGUUAUAGAACUUGAUUUUAUCUGAUUAGCGACUUUGAAAUUUGUAUCAUCAAAUAUCAUCAUAACCAAAAUAUUUAUGUGACCUAGAUUUGUUAUUUAUAUAAUCAUACAAUAAAUAGACUCGGCCUAAUAUUUUGUCAUUUUGCCAUUUAUUAUCUUAAUGAUAUUAAAGUAAUUUCUCUUGUACUACAGAAUAAGUUUUAUUAUUUGAACAAGAAAAAAAAUCCAGGAGCUUUGAUCAAGAUGAGAACUUACUGGUAUAGGGCCUGUCCGGUAUUAAAUCUAAAUUUAUUUCCUUUCUAGUUACAUAAUAAGAAAUCUUAAAAUAAAAUAUUUUAAGAAUGUAGCCAUUUCAUUAAUAAUCAAGAUCCAAAAUUCAAGCUAUGAUUUUAGUGCUCCACCAAUGGGCUAUCAGUAUUCUUAAAAUAUUUUAGUUCAAGUUUAGUUCAUGAAUAAGGUCCCAGGCCCCAAGUUCACAAAGCAUUCUCAGACUUAAGUUAAGAAUUAACUCAACUUUCAAUCACUGUUCAUGAGAAAUAUCUUUGAUCCAGAUACACACAACUUUGCAUAUAGUUUCUUAUUGAUGUAUUUGAUACAUUAAAACAACAAAUGUAUAUUUUGAGUAAAUUCUUAUCUAAAGUCUGAGAAUGCUUUAAUACCUCUGGGCCAGGUUUCAGAUGGUACCAGGACUUGAAAGAAUCAACUAAUUGUUUUAUAAUAUAUAAACAGUAUUGUAAUGUAGUGUAAUGUGUUGUAUUAUGUUGAAGUUUAUGAUAUAAUUGUAAUAUGAUGUUCAUCAUGGUAAUUGUUUAUCAUGUACCAAUUAUUUCAUCCUUUACCUAUUUAUAGCAAACAGGGUAGUAGAUUGGUAGACAGUCUGUCUCCUACAGCCUUUAAUUGUUGGGUUGAUUGAAGGAUGUAUAAGCUGUCAUGACAGGGUGUGCUCCCAAACUCAAACAUCAAAUGUGUUUUUUUAUAAACAAAAUUUUUUUUUUGUUUUUUGGGUUUUUCUUUUAAUUCAAAUAGUUUUAUCUCGAACAAUAACAUAUUGUGCAUUGCACAUUUUGUCAUUUAACAAUAUGCUCCCUUGACGUCAAUUAGUCUUCGAGUGUAACAUGAAAUUAUUAUUUUUUACAUCUGAAAAAUAAAAUUAAAGACUGAAAGCUCACUAAAAAUAGGAAAGAAAUCCUUGCCCUUUAACCACAUGUUGUGUUUGUCAAAGGUCACAGCUAGUUGUUGAACACAGGGACAGAUAGACCAUGAGGCUAUGGUGCAGUAUAUGGUUGUCACCUUCAUCUAGCCUCAUGGUCUAUCUGUUCCUGUGUUCAACAACUAGCUGUGACCUUUGACAAACACAACAUGUGGUUAAAGGGCUAGGAUUUCUUUCCAAUCCAUGGUUAUGCAAGUAAGACCAUGAAUAUCAAGAGAAGAUAUCUUUAAGUGAUAAAAGUAUGAAGUAACACAAUGUUACAGAUAGAGAAAAUAUUACAAUCUAUCCACUCACACAGGUCAUUAACAUCUGCAAUGAACAGGGUUUAUUUUCUUCAUAUUUAGCGCUAAGGCAACACUAGUUUGAUUUUUAAUUCUGUAUAAUCUUGAUGAAUAGCCUCAUAUGAAUUAUGUUUGGGGGGGGGGGGGGGUGUUAGUGUGGUGGGGGGUAAUUUUUGAAAAGUUUAAAAUUUGAAGCCAAGUGUAUUUUUGGUUAUAGAUUUUUCUUUUCCUUGGAAAAAUAAGGAAGCAAAAUUUGAAAAGUUGUUCCCAAAGAAUUAAAGCUUGUUUGGCCUAAAGAGUAGCGAAAUAAUUUUGUUCUGAUAUUAAUUGGUGUCUAAAAUAGAGAUAUAUUUGUUAUGUGUUUUAAAAUGUAAACCAUACUAUAUAUUAUAUGUAACAGGAAAGGUUUUGUAAGAUAUUUGAUUUCGUAUUAUGGUUAAUGAGGGGCCUGGUAUUUGAGCCAGACAAUGUCCUGCUGGCAUUGAAAAUAUCUGUACAUGUAUAUAGGUUAUAGUGAGUAAUUGAUUUAUGGAGAUAUAACAUCCUUUAAUAAAAAUGGGAUGGCUAGGCUGCUCAAAUAUUUAGUGAUAUUUAUCAAAUAAAAUAAAACUGGCAUGCUUCAAAUUGCUUUUAAAGCAAAACUAAAUGGACAAGAUAUUUAGUUUUAGAAAAAAUAUUUACUAUUUUCAAUGAAUAGUUGGUGCCAUACCAGCAUAUAUUUUAUAUGUUUUAUUAAGAAGGAUAGAAUCUAUAUAAGAAAACUGAUUAGCACAAAUCUAAUCUUGUUAAAUAAUUCUGAAAUGGUUGUUUUGUUUUGUGUUAAAAUGGUAAAAACGUAUUGUAUUUUUAAAAGUUAUUUCCCCCUGUAUGUGGUGUUUUGUUGAUUACCAGAACUAAUGACGUCAUAUUCUUAUAUCCUUACAAUCAUGACAGAUGUUAAAUCGACAAAUACAUAAAAAGUAUAUCAGGAUGAUUAGACAAAUUAGUUUUAAUUAAAGUAUAAAAUGUAAUAGUCUCUUUAAUUUGAUAACAAAGAAUUCUGUUUUAUAGACCCAUAUGGGUAAAGGGCAUUAUACAGGAACACCAAUACUAUGAGUAUAUACGUACAAUAAACAGUUAUCUGAACUUCCCAGGAUUAACAUGGAGAGAUAAUCUACUAAUUAAUUGUAUUGAAAAUGUUCCAAUGACAUAGUAAUGGAAAUACACAGGACACAAUUUUAUGGAAUACAAUUACUUGAGCAACAUUUAGUAAUUGAUCUGAGACACACAGUACCCAAUUUUAUGGAAUAUCAUUACUUGAUCAAAAUUUAGUAAUUGAACUGGAGAUAGAGUAAACAGUUCUAUGGAAUACAAUUACUGUAAUGGUAUUCAGUAUAAAUGUGGCCUGUGUAAUAUCAUAAUUAAAGAUGACAUGUUAUUGAGUAAAUUUGAUUUUUUAUUAAGAAUGAUGAAUUUGUUUUGUAUUUAAUAAGAUUGUUGUAUUGUAAUCCGGUACCUUAUAAACUUAUAUAAAGGUUUGUUAAGCAGA
Molecule: messenger RNA, 7036 nt
Organism: Patella vulgata (common limpet)
Lineage: Eukaryota; Metazoa; Mollusca; Gastropoda; Patellidae
Product: serine/threonine-protein kinase OSR1
Exons: 1
Coding region: 103-1695 (530 amino acids)
Biological process (GO): protein phosphorylation
Molecular function (GO): ATP binding; protein serine/threonine kinase activity
Source: RefSeq, a predicted model, not a curated record